AUGACAUCGGCAUCGACGAAUGACGGUAUAAUAUCUUUGACACCAGAACAGCUCGAGGGGAUGCUCACUAAAAUUCACAUGCGCCCUAAGAUCAUCUCGCCUUACUAUGAUCUAGUUAAUGUCAAUGGCACAAAGAUUGACAAGAAGGUCGUUUUAUUCGCCGAUCUAUUCAAGCGCAAGAUUAAUGACAGUGAACCCAUCGAGAACGCCAUGCAGCUGGCAGAAGCAUUAAAGGUCACGAAGGAGGUGCACAAUGAUAUGCAGUCGGGUCAGCUUGACGACGCGGUUGGCGAGAUUAUGCGGGACAUCAAGGGCGACUGGGGGCACAUUGAGCUGUGA
Molecule: messenger RNA, 339 nt
Organism: Penicillium longicatenatum
Lineage: Eukaryota; Fungi; Ascomycota; Eurotiomycetes; Eurotiales; Aspergillaceae
Exons: 2
Coding region: 1-339 (112 amino acids)
Source: RefSeq, a predicted model, not a curated record